CAGCCUGUAUAGCACUGCGCUGGGUGAGCAGCAUCUGGCAGCCGGCAUGAACCAGGUGGUUGCCUUCUUAGCAAUAGUCAUGGGAACCCACACCCUCAGUUUUCGGCUUCAGAAGGACUGCAUCCACUGGCCCAGAUGCUUUCCCGUCAAAGAGCAGGACUCCCCUGAAGAGUUGAACACUGUGCUCACACCUCCCCCAGAGAUUGAUAGCCACCACCCAGUAUCCUGCAGGGCCAGUGAAGACGGACCCCUCAACAGCAGGUCCAUCUCUCCCUGGAGAUAUGUGUUGGACAGGGACUUGAACCGUCUCCCUCAGGACCUGUAUCACGCCCGUUGCCUGUGUCCACACUGCGUCAGCCUACGGACAGGCUCCCACAUGGACCCCCUGGGCAACUCGGAGCUCCUCUACCACAACCAGACCGUCUUCUACCGCCGGCGAUGCCCUGGAGAGCAGGGUGCCCAUGAUGGCUACUGCCUGGAGCGCAGGCUCUACCGUGUCUCCUUUGCUUGCGUGUGUGUGCGGCCCCGUGUGAUGGCCUAGUCAUGCUGCCCAUGGCUGGCCUCCGGUUGGAACACUGGAGCUGGGUGUACAAGCAUUUACCACGGUGAGCCAGGACGCCCCAGUGCUCAGCCCCUCCAAAGCAUCAUCUGGAGCAGUAGGAUCGUGGGACAGGAUAGGGACCUUAGAGGAAAACACACUUUGCACUUUUUGGAGUGGAUGGGAAGUGCAGGUGAAGCGAAGGGGGCAGCGGCUGCUGGAACUGGCAUCCUGAUUUCCUCCCAUCAAGCUCUGUGCAUUCAUUCCAGGAGGCCACCUCCUGUCUCUUCCUUUCCCCCCACCCCCAGCUGCCCUCGUGAAGCACAGGCACUUUCUUGAUAUUUUCCCUCCUGCCAACAAAGAACCCCUCAUGUCAUUCAUUUGUUCGUUCCUUCGUUGGUUCGUUCGUUUGUUCGUUCAUUCAUUCAUUCACUCA
Eptesicus fuscus (big brown bat) is the source of this 974-nucleotide messenger RNA. It is a transcript of the gene IL25, whose product is annotated as interleukin 25. NCBI's taxonomy places the organism in Eukaryota, Metazoa, Chordata, Mammalia, Chiroptera, Vespertilionidae. The record is from RefSeq and is a predicted model, not a curated record. Gene Ontology annotation, cellular component: extracellular region. The transcript has 3 exons. Bases 47 to 541 code for a protein of 164 amino acids. Gene Ontology annotation, molecular function: cytokine activity.